AGACUUCAUCUACCUCUCUCUCUCUCUUUUCUACAUCUCUCUCUCUCUGAUCAAUUCCUUAUAUAUGGACAAAGGAUGGGGACUCGCUCUUGAUACUUCACCAUCCUCUCCAAUUCCAUCUCUCCCUUUUCUACCUUCCAAACAACCAUCUGCAUCCUCAUUCAACACCAACGAUAGAAUGUUUCCCAUUUUUGGAUUCCCAGUCAACCUUAGCCGCAACACUUCCAACGCCGAAGACGGUGACCGGAAAGUAAUCGGCGAAGUCGAUUUCUUCUCAGAAAGAAACAAUAAGCCUUCACAUGUUAAAUCUAACAACACCGUCAAAAAGGAGAUUAUUACAACCGAUGAAAAGUCUCCCAUAUCUAAUAUCCACGUAAACACUGGAUUACAACUUGCAAACACCGGGAGCGAUCAAUCUGUAGUAGACGAUGCUGUUUCAUCUGAUGCCGAAAAUAAGCGAGCCAAAACCACCGAGCUUGCACAGUUGCAAGUCGAGCUUCAACGGAUGAAUUCAGAAAACAAAAAACUGAAAGAGAUGCUAAGUCAUGUUACUGGUAACUACACGGCUUUGCAGAUGCAACUCGUCGCAUUAAUGCAAAAGAAUCACCAUACCGCAAAUGAGGUUGUUAAUGCAAAAAGUGAGGAGAAAAAGCAAGGUGUUGGUGGAGGAAGGGUACCAAGACAAUUUCUUGAGAUAGGUCCAAGUGGUACAGCAGCAGAAGUAGAUGAUCAAGUAUCGAAUUCUUCAUCUGAUGAAAGAACUAGAUCAAACACACCUCAGAUCGAAGCAGCUGGAACAACAAGAGAUCACAUAGUUAGAAAUAACAAUGGUAAAAAUGGUAGGGAAGAAAGUUCGGAUUCAGAAUCACAAGGUUGGGGUUCCAAUAAGGUUCAGAAAAUAUUGAACCCUUCCAAUCCUAUAGAUCAAUCUACAACAGAAGCCACAAUGAGAAAAGCUCGUGUCUCUGUUCGCGCUCGAUCAGAAGCUUCAAUGAUCAGUGAUGGGUGUCAAUGGAGAAAAUAUGGACAAAAAAUGGCUAAAGGAAAUCCAUGUCCAAGAGCAUAUUAUAGAUGCACUAUGGCAGUUGGUUGUCCAGUUCGCAAACAAGUUCAACGUUGUGCUGAGGACACAACCAUUUUGGUAACAACAUAUGAAGGAACACAUAACCAUCCACUACCACCAGCAGCUAUGGCUAUGGCAUCAACAACUUCAGCAGCUGCAAGUAUGUUACUAUCAGGUUCAAUGUCAAGUGCAGAUGGAAUCAUGACACCAAAUUUGUUAGCAAGAGCUAUUCUUCCUUGUUCAACAAGCAUGGCAACACUUUCAGCUUCAGCACCAUUCCCUACUGUUACAUUAGAUCUCACACAAAACUCAAAUUCAAAUCCAAAUCCAAAUUCAAAUCCAUUGCAAUUUCAAAGACCUCAUGCACCAUUUCAAGUACCCUUUUUCCAAGGACAGCCUCAGAAUUUUGCACAAGCAGCAGCAAUUUAUAAUCAAUCUAAAUUCUCUGGUCUUCAAUUGUCUCAAGAAAUUGGUUCUUCUCAUUUGACAACACAAGCUUCAAGUUCAACACAACCACCACCUCAACAUCCUUCCUUGGCUGACUCUGUCAGCGCCGCUACCGCAGCCAUCACCGCCGAUCCUAAUUUCACUGCGGUUCUCGCUGCCGCUAUCUCCUCUAUCAUUGGUGGUGCUCAUGGAAACAACAACAACAAUUCCAACAACAACAGCAGCAGAAAUACAAUUAGUAGUUUUUCAGGAAACUAAAUUCCUUUUCUUCUUUGGUUCCUUGUUUUUUUCUCAUUAAUAUUAUUCCUUUUUUUUGUACAUGGGUAAGGGAAAGUGACGUCAUAAAUGUUCAUAUUCUUUUUAGUCCAUGUCUUGGGAUUGUGGGGAUAUAUAUAUAUAUUAGAUCAUAUAAGAGAAAAUCCAAUUCAAUUUUUUGUUUUAUUCAUCAUUUCACCGUAAAUAAUCUUAGAUAUGUUAUUCAAUAUUCUUAUAGAGAAAA
Cicer arietinum (chickpea) is the source of this 2009-nucleotide messenger RNA. RefSeq names its product probable WRKY transcription factor 31. The record is from RefSeq and is a predicted model, not a curated record. Gene Ontology annotation, molecular function: DNA-binding transcription factor activity; sequence-specific DNA binding. Lineage: Eukaryota; Viridiplantae; Streptophyta; Magnoliopsida; Fabales; Fabaceae. Gene Ontology annotation, biological process: regulation of DNA-templated transcription.